Messenger RNA from Felis catus (domestic cat), 2266 nucleotides. RefSeq names its product zinc finger CCHC-type containing 12 (gene ZCCHC12). The transcript has 4 exons. Gene Ontology annotation, cellular component: nucleus. Lineage: Eukaryota; Metazoa; Chordata; Mammalia; Carnivora; Felidae. The record is from RefSeq and is a predicted model, not a curated record. Bases 540 to 1748 code for a protein of 402 amino acids.
GUCACGCUCUUUUGUCUCCGUGGGCCGAAGAUAAAAGCAGCGGCGGCUGCCGUGGGAACCGUGCUGUCUGGACUCAGCUACCCCUCGCUGGUGGCGGGGGGCGCCGUGCGGAGCAGCUCCGCGGGCAGCUCCGGGUCGCUUAAGCGGCCGGGGACGUGCCCGUCCUCUUCCCUCGCAGGGCCGCGGAGACCGGAAGGCGGCAUCCGCAGCUGGCAAGGCCCGAGGGUCCGCAGCCCACCGAGCCGAGCACAGGCCAUCAAAGCCGAAUCCGAACUUGAAUUCUGUGCGGCUGAUUGCAGAGCUGGUCUCGGAUCGGCGACCCCCCGGUGGACAAAGAUCGGCUGUUAGCCUGGAGACGAGCUUUCUCGCGGAGGCCACCGGUUGCAGAAGCUGGAAGUGAAAUAAAGGCGCGCGCGCGCGCCCGUUCCUGCGCUCCUCCCCUACUGAGAUAGGAGAGUCCCCCAGCACGCCUGCACAUUAGGCUAACCCACAAAGCCUGAGCGUCUUGUUCCAUUCGGACACCCCGAUCGUCAUCAGUCAUGGCUAGCAUCAUUGCGCGCAUGGGUAAUAGCCGGCGGCAGAACGCACCCUUGCCGCCGUGGGCCCAUUCUAUGCUGAGGUCCCUGGGGAGAAGCCUCGGCCCUUUAAUGGCCAGCGUGGCAGAGAGAAAUAUGAAGUUGUUCUCGGGGAGGGUGGUGCCAGCCCAGGGGGAAGAAACCUUUGAAAACUGGCUCAUCCAAGUCAAUGGGGCCCUGCCGGAUUGGAAUAUGUCUGAGGAGGAGAAGCUCAAGCGCUUGCUGAAAACGCUUCGAGGCCCCGCCAGGGAGGUCAUGCUUUUGCUGCAGGCGGCCAACCCCAAUCUAAGUGUGGCCGAUUUCUUGCGUGCCAUGAAAUUGGUGUUUGGAGAAUCGGAAAGCAGUGUGUCGGCUCACGGUAAAUUUUUUAACACCCUGCAGGCGCAAGGGGAGAAAGCCUCCCUUUAUGUGAUCCGUUUAGAGGUGCAGCUCCAGAAUGCUAUUCAGGCGGGGAUCAUAGCUCAGAAAGAUGCAAACCAGACCCGCCUGCACCAGCUCCUUUUAGGGGCCGAGCUGAACGGGGACCUGCGCUUUAGGCUGAAGCAUCUUCUCAGGAUGUAUGCAAAUGAGCAGGAGCGCCUCCCCAGUUUCCUCGAGUUGAUCAAGAUGGUCAGGGAGGAAGAGGAUUGGGAUGACACUUUCCUUAAACAGAAACGGCCCAAAAGAUCCGAGUCACUGGUGGAGAGGGCCACCAGCCUGAUGGCAUUUCAGGGCUCCCCGCAGAUAGUGGUCGGCAGUCCCGACUGCAACGUGAUAGAGAUAGAUGAUGCCCUCGAUGACUCAGAUGAGGAUGUGAUCCUGGUGGAGUCUCAGGACCCUCCACUGUCAUUCACGGCUUCUCCGCUCCCCAGACGCAGGGCCAGGCCUCGGGACCAAGUGCUAGUCAUCGAUUCCCCUAGCAGCUCCCGGGCUCAGUCUCCUUCCACCAGCGGGGGUUCUGGGCAUAAGAAUGAUGGUUCUAGGCACCUGCGUAGAACCAGGAAGCGAAAACACACAAUCCGCUGCUCCUACUGCGGCGAGGAGGGCCACUCAAAGGAAACCUGUGACAAUGACAGCAGCCGGGCCCAGGUGUUUGAGAAUCUGAUCAUCACCCUGCAGGAGCUGACCCAUACAGAGGAGGAGGGACCCAGAGAGGCCCCUGGCCAACAAGAUGACCCUUCUGAGCUGCAGUGAGCUGGUGUCCCGUAGCCUUAAAUGAACCCUAACCCAUAUUCUGAGUCCAGCAACGGGACAACUGGGGAGGGGCGCUUCUAAUUGCAUGAAUCCACAAAGCAGCUUUCCUUCGGGAGUGGAGUAGAGAGGGUCUUGAAUACCAGCACAGUGGAGGGAGACAGCCUGACCUCUGUCCUUGCUUCCCCAGCCCCCCUGCCUAAGGGCCUGUUUGCGCACUCAUUUCCUCGCUGGCUCUGUUCUCUUUGUGAAAGUGGCAUCAUUCAUUGUUAGAUCUUCAAACAGAGAAAAGUACAAGAAAGUAAAGUACAAGUUACCCCCAGCUCUCCACCCCGGCCUAACCGUCGUCAUCCCUUUGAUGGACGUCCUUCUAGAUACUUCCCUAUACCUGUGUACCCUGAUAGACGUAUGUAUAGAUAAAAAUGAUCACAUAGAAGUGCUGUUCUAUAGUCUGUAUUUUUUCACCAAAUGAUCUAUGUCGUGGGCUUCUUUCUAUGUCAAUAAAUAUUUAUCAGCAUCGA